Molecule: messenger RNA, 1071 nt
Organism: Phaeoacremonium minimum UCRPA7
Lineage: Eukaryota; Fungi; Ascomycota; Sordariomycetes; Togniniales; Togniniaceae
Product: putative c2h2 type zinc finger containing protein
Exons: 4
Coding region: 1-1071 (356 amino acids)
Cellular component (GO): nucleus
Molecular function (GO): DNA binding
Source: RefSeq, a predicted model, not a curated record
AUGGGCAAGAAGAAGCGUGGCCACCCCGAUGUGGAAGAGCUGCUUGCUCGGCCAUGGUGCUACUACUGCGAGCGUGACUUUGAGGAUCUGAAGCUGCUCAUCUCUCACCAAAAGGCCAAGCACUUCAAAUGCGACCGCUGUGGUCGUCGACUCAAUACUGCUGGAGGUCUUUCUGUCCACAUGAAUCAAGUCCACAAGGAAUCCCUUUCCAGUGUCGAGAAUGCCCUUCCCAACCGACAAGGCCUCGAGGUCGAGAUCUUCGGAAUGGAAGGUGUGCCCGAGGACAUUGUGCAGCAGCACAACCAGCGCAUCAUUCAGAACUACUACCAGGCUCAAGCCGAGCGACACGCUGCUACCGGAAACCCCCCGCCGGGGCAGGGUCAGGGCUCUGCGAAGAAGAUCAAGGUCGAAUCGAAGGAUGAUCUCAAGAAGAGACUGGCUGAGCAUCGUGCAAGAUUAGCGGCUCAGAAGGCCUCCGGAGGUGCUAAUGGCAGCCACGGUAACACGCCGAGAGAUACUCAGAGUCCCGGCCAGAGCGCUAGCCCAGGCGCAUUUAACUCACCCUUCAGUGCACCCCCGCAACCCGGCUUCGAUUAUCCCCAGGGAUAUGGCCAGCCGGGCGUGCCCCCCCAAAAUUUCCCUCCGAACUACUCCCCGAAUGGUCCUCCCCCGCCAGGAGGCUUCAACACCUCCUUGCCUGCCCGACCGCCCAGCCUACCCUCCGCUCCCGGCCUACCACAGCGACCUGGCUACGCGGGCAACUACUACCCCGGAACAGGUGCGCCGGGUUUCCCCGGUGGCGCAUCUACUGUUGAUGAGCUUGUUGCUGGUGCAGCUCGCUCCGGCGAUGAUAUUGACCAGCUGAUCCGCAUGGCCGAAGCCGGCAUCAAAGUUCCUCUUAAGAAGGAGAAUGGAACACCGACAGAAGCUGCUCCCGCCGAACCCGCCGUGGAGAAGAAAUCUAAGAAGGACAAAGACAAGGGCAGGAUGAUAUACUCAGAUCCGGAGUUCAGUCCGGAGGAGAGGAUGGCUCAAAUGCCCAGGUACGCGUACGUCCCCUCCGCAGCCUAA